UUUAUACGCAUAUGUAGAUGGUGAAAAUUCCGGAUGUAUAACAUAAAUAUUAACUACCUUCGCAUAUACCCAACUAACGUGAGUACAAGAGUAGGUCAUUCUAUUGUUACUUGUGACACAAUUUUGACCGUACUAACGACUAUAAAAGAGAGCUCUACUAUGAAAAUGUUUAUCUUAAUCUAUUUUCUACUUUCUGUAGUAACCAAGUGUUUCAGCUCAUACUCUAUUAUCAGUAGUAAGUUAAGCAAUGUCACUUUCAAAUAUAUGGAUGGUAUUAAUGGUGAAAGUGAUAUACAUGAAUGUGAAAUUAAUGAGGUGUGUAAUGUGAUUCACAAUCGAUUUUGGGUAUCUAGCUUAACAGAAAGAUUGUGUCGGUGUCCUAAUGGAAAAGAAUGUCCAUGGCAAUGGAAGGAACAACUUGGGAAUUGGUCCCUCUCGCUAAAUAAUAAAUCACACAUGGAGUUUUGCACUCCAGUAACAGAGAUGGAUGUAUGUAAAUAUGAAAAUGAAGGCAUCAAAGUAUAUGGUAAAAGCAAUAAGAAUAAUUCUUAUUUGAUACCGUAUAACGUAACGUUAAGCUGUACCUGCCCACAGUCAUACUAUUGGAGACUUAAAAAAUACGUAUACGAAGAAAAUGAUUUUAUCACGCAAACGUUUAAAUGUAUUAAGGAGAGAAUGUGCUAUACCCACGAAUUUUGUGGUUAUAUACGGUCUGAUUUGUACUCAACAUAUUAUAGAUGCACUUGUCCAGAAAAUCAUUUGUGCAUUUUUAAUAAUAGAACCUCUGAGAAUGUUCAAGAACUGCUUUACUCCGGCCCUGCUUACAAAGCUCAUUGUCUCCCAUUUAAAAGAUUAUAAUAUGGAACACAUACCUGUGAAGAUUGUUCACUCAUAGCUUUUAAAGUCGGUAAUAAUUCAACUUGAAAUCUAUCAGGCCACAGAACUCUUGUAACAAGACCAGCCCUUAAUGCCUCACUGGCUGUUAAAAUUCUGCCACCCAAAAGUAAUUCACUUGUCUGAAACAUGAUAUAAUUAGCGCUUAUUUCGUUAAGUAAUAUUGAUCAUAUAUUAUUCUUAGUAUGAUUGUUUCUAAAUAAACAUAUAUAAUAAAGUUAAAA
This is a messenger RNA of Hylaeus volcanicus, 1118 nucleotides long. RefSeq names its product U-scoloptoxin(11)-Sm2a-like. Lineage: Eukaryota; Metazoa; Arthropoda; Insecta; Hymenoptera; Colletidae. The record is from RefSeq and is a predicted model, not a curated record. Gene Ontology annotation, biological process: digestion; lipid catabolic process. Gene Ontology annotation, cellular component: extracellular region. Gene Ontology annotation, molecular function: enzyme activator activity. The transcript is spliced from 4 exons. Bases 34 to 858 code for a protein of 274 amino acids.